Messenger RNA from Pisolithus orientalis, 681 nucleotides. RefSeq lists its product as uncharacterized. The record is from RefSeq and is a predicted model, not a curated record. The transcript is spliced from 2 exons. NCBI's taxonomy places the organism in Eukaryota, Fungi, Basidiomycota, Agaricomycetes, Boletales, Pisolithaceae. The coding region runs from base 76 to 393 and encodes 105 amino acids.
CGACUUCUCUGACUUCCUUGGGUGCGAUUUCUUUUGAGAUAUUGACUUAGGUGAGGCGGAGACGUGGCUGUCGUAAUGAGCGUGAUGACGUUCGUGAGGGAGAUGUCAUUGUCAAUGCCAACAGGCAUUAGGGGUACUGCUCCUGUUGAAGGUGACGGUGGUGGUGCUCCGGGCGUCAUCGGGGGGACUACGACUACCGUUAGGGGUGUUGUCGCCUCCGCCGCCACUAUUGAUGCAGAGGCGGACGUGGAUGCGACAGGAGAUGUCGAAGCUGGCUCCUCGGGCUCCAUCGCGCGGGGUGGUUGUUCCAGUGGCCUUGGAAGGCUCUCGUUCACCGUAACGAGUGGUCACAGUGCCUACGGCGAAGAUCAAAAUAAGAAAACAACUUAUUGAUACUUUGUGUCUCGAAGGUUAUAAUCAGGGAGCCCCUCCACCAUGAUAUGUCGGGGCCGGCUACGAAGGAGAGACGAACGCCAUGGUAGGGGGUAGACAUACCGAUUCAAAUGGCUUCGGGGACAUUUUCUGGAUCGAUGAUGAUUGGCGUGAUGAAUGACACGGCUGCGGCGGCGGGAUAAACUGCCUACUGUUCCAGUUGGUAGUGCCCCCAGCAGUGAGCGGAAGGAAUGGGAUGGAUUAUGUAAUCCUACAAACUUUGUUCUCGGGCUGCAAGUUGAAGGACUC